Messenger RNA from Salarias fasciatus (jewelled blenny), 3213 nucleotides. RefSeq names its product PDZ domain-containing protein 4-like. The record is from RefSeq and is a predicted model, not a curated record. Gene Ontology annotation, molecular function: protein binding. The transcript has 8 exons. Bases 334 to 3129 code for a protein of 931 amino acids. NCBI's taxonomy places the organism in Eukaryota, Metazoa, Chordata, Actinopteri, Blenniiformes, Blenniidae.
UUGAUUGCAAUGGAAACUGAAACAAACACAUGGGCCUGCAGCCCUGACGCCGUCCCCAUCUCUGAAUUCACUCUGGAUUAUAACACUUGAUUUGUGGAGAGAACAGAAGACAAGGGAGCAGCGGCACGGCCAAUUACACUGACUUGUUCCUCUGCAGGGAUGUGUUGUGUGUAGCUCUGAGAAGGACGUACGGUUAUAUACCACAACCCCGCGGAUGAGGGUGGGGCUCGCCCACUGCCACAGACAAAGACCGCACAGAGAUCCCAGUGUGAGAGGUGGUCAUCCGGGGCAGUUCCUGGACCUGUACGGUCCGGCACCCCGUCAAAAAUCACAAUGGGGUGCAACAUGUGUGUGGUUCAAAAGCCUGAAGAGCAAUACAGGGUCAUGUUCCAGAAGGGUCACAUGAGCAACAUGCUGUGCUCUUUUGACGCUGACGGUCGAUUAAAGGUGAAUGGGAAGGAGCUGUCCCGCCUCUCUGGGGAUCCCACCCUGGACAUAAGGGACCCCGUGCUGUCCAGCAUUCUGCGGCGGGGGGCCCGCAGACGGGCGGGCCUAGCGGGAGCUCCUGGAGGCCAAGUGCCAGUGACCAUGGGCAUGGCCGACUGCGUGGACAGCUGCACCCAAACGGACAUCAGCUUCCAGCAUAUGUUGACUCUGGGCAAGAGCAGCCAGCAUCCCUGCGGAGCUCCGCCCCCGCCCGACCCUCCACCAUCCCCCCCUCUCCCGCCGCUACUGGAGCCAUAUCUGUUCAACGAACUCUUCGUGGAGCCGGUUUACUACGACCCCACCGACUACUUCGACAUCAGCCAGCAUGAGGUGGACCGGCAGGACGAGCUGGAAUACGAGGAGGUGGAGUUGUACAAGUCUCGGCAGCAAGAUAAGCUGGGCCUGACGGUGUGCUACCGAACCGACGAUGAGGAGGACCUCGGGAUCUACGUGGGAGAGGUGAAUCCGAACAGCAUUGCUGCAAUGGACGGUCGCAUCAGAAAGGGAGACAGAAUACUCCAGAUAAACGGGGUGGACAUCCAGAACAGAGAGGAGGCGGUAGCUAUUCUCACCCGAGAGGACAGCACUAAUGUCUCCCUGCUUCUCGCAAGACCCGAGAUAGAGAAUGAAAACCAGAUGGAUCCGGACGAGUUGGAUCUGGAGCCUCUGGACAACGCGGUCCACCUGGGCGGCAGCCACAGGGCGAUGAACAGCCCCUCCAUCCUGACUGCUGGACCGGGCAGUACUGCCGGCAGGGGGGUCCUUCGUGGCCACGGACACUCGCUGAACAGAGAUUCACCCGAUUUGCUCCAGACUGUGCUCAGCAACAGCCAGGAGCUCGACAGCGGGGUUGGCCGGACAGACGAAAGCACGCGCUACGAGGAAUCCUCGGAGCACGAUCUGCUGGGAGACGACCACACCAGUGCCUCCAAUACCAACGCCACCAACACGCCUGGCAGUAUGCGCAAGUUUUUGGCGAGCAGAGGGGAAACCCCACCCUUGCUGCACUCACAGGACCUUCAGUUUAGUACCGACUCCCUCCUUGGACUGGACUGCAUGAACGGAGGGGGGCUGGAACAAAUGGAGCGAUUAGAGAGAGCCUACACAGCAGAUCCGGUGAGGAUGAUGAUGCCUGGACUGACAGAGGAGGAGUGUGAGCGGUACAAAGAGCUCCUAGAAAUCAAGUGUUAUUACGAGAAGAACAGUGGUGCACUGAUUGAAGGUCAGGGGGCGGAACAGGAGGAGGGAGGCAUCUCACUGGACGUGAACCGGAACGAGAGCCUGAGCCAGCACGAGAUGGCCCUCCUGGAAGAAGAACUGCGCCAUUUGGAGUUCAAGUGCCGUAACAUCUUGAGGGCGCAGAAGAUGCAGCAGCUGAGAGAGCGCUGCAUGAAGGCUUGGCCCCUCGAAGACAAGAAUGGAGCAAGCGUCGGGGCGGGACGGCUGGACGUCAACGGUAUUUUGGGUGGAGAAGAAGCUCGCCACAAUGCGUUAUCAGACAUCAACGAGCUUCCAGAGAGAGAGCGCUCAGACAAGGACAGCACGAGUGCCUACAACACUGGAGGGGAAAGUUGCCGGAGCACCCCACUGGUCAACGAACAGUACCCUUCAAAUUCCACUCAGAGUCUGGAGGGAUCCGACACUCUUCUCCCAGCAGGUAUCCAGUUCCCGGCCUCCACUAGACAGAGGGAGAGAGGAGCCCGGUCUGAGCGAGGAGACGGGACGCAAGCCAACUUAAAUCAAGCCUAUUCUCCCCACAGUCACAGGAGAGCCACCGAGGGUAAAAUGUCCAGCCCAGGCGCAAAGGUUCGAUCUCUGUCCCGGGACGUUGGAGCCAGGAGGGGCUCGGAUGGAGGAGUCAGACGUAACCCCAAAGGCAACGGAACGGUUGAGAGGGCCGGCGGACGCAGUGCAGAGAACAGUCCCUACCUGUCCCGGCGUCACGAGGCUCAGCCGCCUCAGCGCUUCCUGAGCUGCAUGCAGCUGAGGUCUCCCUCAACCUCGGAGCGGUUGGGUGGACUCAGAAAUGAGACGGAGGGCGACGCCAGCCCGAUGAGCCUGGGCAGCACCUGCAAGGACGUUUCCCAGGCCUCAGGCGCUUUACCUUUACCACUGUCCCCUCCUCUGAUGCCCGCUUCUCCUCGCAUGGAGUGGAAGGUGAAGAUCCGCAGUGACGGCUCCCGCUAUGUGGCCAAACGGCCCGUGAGGGAUCGCCUCCUGAAGGCCCGAGCCAUGAAGAUCAGAGAGGAGCGCAGCGGCAUGACCACCGACGACGACGCCGUCAGCGAGAUGAAGAUGGGACGCUACUGGAGCAAAGAGGAGCGCAAGCAGCAGCUGCUGAAGGCCCGGGAGCAACGGCGGCGCCGGGAGUUCAUGAUGCAGAGCCGUCUGGACUGCCUGAGAGAGCGCGAGAGGGACCAGGCCGGAGGCGGAGGCGGCGGCAGCGGGGGAGGGCAGCAGGGGACGACGCAACCGCAGGAACCCACCUCCAUCCUGGAGUUGUGCCACCGCAGGAGCAUGAAGAAACGCAGCCGCAGAAUCCUGGACAACUGGAUCACAAUACAGGAGCUGCUGGCUCACGGGACCAGGUCUGCCGACGGGAAGAAAGUCUACAACCCCCUGCUGUCCGUCACCACGGUUUAGGACAGGACGGGAGGCUGUGCAAGAUACAGCCGACGGAAAGAGCCCAAGUGUUUUGAGGGAGCUUGAAGGAUGAGCACAAGCUGC